Messenger RNA from Habropoda laboriosa, 900 nucleotides. Its product is annotated as DNA damage-regulated autophagy modulator protein 1. The record is from RefSeq and is a predicted model, not a curated record. The coding region runs from base 1 to 900 and encodes 299 amino acids. The transcript has 8 exons. NCBI's taxonomy places the organism in Eukaryota, Metazoa, Arthropoda, Insecta, Hymenoptera, Apidae.
AUGUCAGCAGAGCUGACGAACAGUCGCUUCAAGGCGCCCCAUGACGUAGCCCCAGCCACCGAAUUGCGCGUACCAUUGCUUAUGCACGCUCAGAAACGAACAAGUGCCAGGAUGCCCUACGGGAAACUCCACGUUCUACCUUUGAGCCUUUUUAUCCUGAUCCCAGUGACGUUCCUAAUUACGUACACUAUAUCCGUGCAAUGGGACCAUGUGGUGCCAGGAUUCCCAUACAUAUCGGAAACGGGUACCCUGUCUCCGGAAUCGUGUAUAUUUGCUCAGUUUCUUAACAUAGCAGCGUUACUCCUCGCCUGUUGCGUGUACAUCAGACAUCGACAAGUUUCCCAAUGGCAGUUGGAAAGGGGCAACGAUCUCGUUAGCAGAAGAAUCGUUGUUGUGACGGCUUGGUCUGGCGCUUUAGCCUGCUUCGGCCUCGAUAUUCUUGCCAAUUUUCAAGAGGCCCGCGUAGUCGCGGCUCACAUGAUCGGAGCUAUGACAUGUUUCUCCGCUGGAACCGUGUAUUUUUGCCUUCAGACGUAUUUGAGUCACAAAAUGAUACCAGCAGUAAACGGCAGAAUCGUGGUUUACAUUCGCGUGGCUCUUUCAGUAAUGACGUUAAUUUUAACUGUAGCCACGAUCAUACCCGGCUACAUUUCAAUGUUAGAAUUUCAAGGUAACGAUUACAAGAAAUGGUUGCCAACCGAUGGUGGCUGGGGCUGGCACGUCGCUAGUGCCAUUUCUGAAUGGGUUCUAGCGAUUGUCUAUUGCGCUUUCCUUCUCACAUUCGUACCAGAGUUUCGAUUAAUCAACUUCGAGGAUCCUGUGGUCACGCUGAUAUAUCUAGACAAGGAUCAAGGCGCGAUACUGUCGCACAAGUUGAACCAGCAAGUUCAAGGCUCCUAA